This is a messenger RNA of Clavispora lusitaniae ATCC 42720, 1143 nucleotides long. It is a transcript of the gene PRT1, whose product is annotated as translation initiation factor eIF3 subunit b. Gene Ontology annotation, cellular component: eukaryotic translation initiation factor 3 complex. Gene Ontology annotation, molecular function: translation initiation factor activity; translation initiation factor binding; RNA binding. Gene Ontology annotation, biological process: translational initiation. The record is from RefSeq and is a predicted model, not a curated record. Lineage: Eukaryota; Fungi; Ascomycota; Pichiomycetes; Serinales; Metschnikowiaceae.
AUGACUGAACCUUCUUACGAGGAUCUCGAGAAAGAGAUCUCUAUCGACGAUAUUGACUUCUCUGACUUGGAGGCAAAGUAUGCUGUAAAUGCUGAUCUUGGCUUGGAGACUUAUGUUGUGGUUGACGGUGCACCAAAAGCACCUCUGUCCAAAGCUCCUUUGUUGGAAAAAGUUUUGAGAAAGUUCUUGAGCAAGGCCGGUGAACUUGUUGAGGGCGAGGCAGGUGUUUUUCUUCCUAUUGAAGACAACAUGACCAAGGGUUACCUUUUCGCCCAGUUCAAAACCCCAGAGAUGGCCACAGCCGCUGUGCAACAAUUGAACGGAAAGCCUUUGGAUGCUAAACACAGAUUGUUUGUGAACAGAUUUUCCGACAUCGAAAAGUACUGUACUGAAGGUAGUGUUCCAUCAACGUUUGUGGAACCUGAAAUUCCUCCUCAAAAGUCAUUUGGUUACUUGAAGUCUUGGUUGCAAGAUGAGAGCGGAAGGGACCAGAUGGCCAUGCACUUUUCAGACACCGUCGGAGUUUACUUCAGUAACAAAAAGAACGAUCCAAAGGCAGUUACAGAGCCAAGAAAGGGUUUCACAUCGAAGUACGCCAAGUUUUCGCCAAAGGGCACAUACUUGUUUUCCAUUCACCCUCAAGGUGUCCAGUCUUGGGGCGGAGAGAAGUUCGAGAAGAUUAACAAGUUCGUGCACCCGCAAGUCCGCUUAAUCGAUUUCUCUCCUAGCGAGAAAUACAUGGUUACAUUGUCUCCAACUGGUAUUACAGCACCAGAAAGUGCUGCGGAGGCCAAAGAAUUCCCCUUCGGACCUGAGUCAGAAGGCCACAAGUUGGUCAUUUGGGACUUGGCGACUGGGGAACCAGCUAGAACUUUUGCUUUGCCACCUCACUUGGAAGACCAAAAGGAGAUGCCAUGGCCACUCGUCAAAUGGUCGUUUGACGACAAGUACUGCUGUCGUCAAGGUCCUGAUGCUUUAGCUGUGUACGAAACUCCAAGCUUUCAAUUGUUGGACAAGAAAUUGGUCAAGGUUGAUGGUAUUGUUGACUUCGAAUGGGCUCCUGCUGGUGUUAAGCUUUCGGGCUCGAGAGAUGAAGAAGGUGAACACAUCUUGUCUUACUGGACUCCAGAGACUCCUAACUAA